CACUAUAAUAGACGCGGAAGUAAAAAUGCGGAACUGUAAAAAGGUUUCACGAAACGACACAGGGGUGAGGGAGGUAUAAGAGGUACUGUACUGUUUUCUAUCGCUACCGUUACACGCGUUGAUACACUGUUUUAUUUGUUAUGCGACACGUUAUAAUACACGUGCUUAACUUUAUAACUGUGUAGAGUCUGUAAAAAAGACCAAUCAGGUGUGCAAUCCUUCCAGGGAACUUCUUCCCAGUUCCCUUCUAUACCUAUCUUACAUACUUGAAUUUUUUUGAGGUCGGUAUUUCAGAACACGAGACACAAAAUCCCAUAUAAUGUCAGGUCUAUCUUAUAUUUUGUCAAUGGUUAGUGAUACCUAUCAUUCAAGUUAACCUCUCAUAUCGUAAAAGUAUAGGUUAAGUUGAUUAAGUCCGCUAGGAAAUUUGAGUUAUGCAUUUUUCAAAAGAAAUUCGAACAUUUGAAUUAUGCCGGGACUUUCCUAGAGUAUCUAAUACAAUGGGAAAUCUUUGUGAAUGUGCCUAGUGGUUCGGAAUUGUGAUCGCCGUUUUUCUCGUUAUGCGCGAUUGUAUCUAAACAAUUAUUUUCUUUGCGAGUCGCAUAUCAUUUUGAAAUAGAGAAAAAAUGUUGACGCGACACAGUGUAGUUACAGAAUCUUCUUCACAUGUCGAUACAAUACCUAUAAAUCUUGUUGCUACUGAGGAUGGUCGAACGCUUCUAGCAGUAACUGAACAUAAAGACGGUAUGUUGGAAAUUGUUGCAACUCCAGUUAUGCUUGUUGGACAAAGUGAAGCAGCAUCGCCACUAGUAGAUGUAAAAAAUUUUAAUGGAAAUCUAAUAUUACAUUCGCCUGUUUUUCAAAUAAGCGUUGAAAAUAUCGUCAAUGAGUCAGAACUUCAGCAAUCAACACAAAAUUUAGAGACUGAGCCUAAUAACAUUGAUCAAAUAAAAUUACAAUCAAGCAGAGAAUUAACAUGUAAGGAAACAGUUACACAAGAAUAUCAGUCUCUUUCUUCGAAUGAUUCAGUAGCUAGUGAAAAGGAUGGAAAAAUUUGUAAACAGAAGCCAGUUAAUACAUCUGUGAAAAAAAAUAGCCCUGGAAGGCCCAGGAAAAACAAAGCAAUUUCUUUGCAAGUAAUUCAAGAUACAGAUAAUUUAACAUGCGACAUUUGCCACCAAGAAUUUGGUAAACAAACAUUAUAUCGGAAACAUAUGGAAAAUCAUGCAGAAGAAAAACCACAUCGAUGUCCGAAAUGUUCUGCCUCUUUCAACGUGCCGACAAAUUUUACACUUCACAUGGCAACUCAUAAUACAGGUGAACCCAAAUGUCCAGAAUGUGGGAAAAAAUUUGCGAGAAUGGCCAGCUUAAAGUCUCAUAUGUUGUUACAUGAAAAAGAAGAAAACUUAUUCUGUACAGAAUGUGAAGAUGCUUUCUCGACAAAGACUCAGUUAGAUGCACAUUUAAAGCUACAUGGGGAAAAGUGGUCGAUUGAAGAAGUACGAAAAUGUAAAUUAUGUAAUAAACAGUUCAGUCAACCCGCCUUAUAUAGGCUUCAUAUUCGUGAGCACUAUAGGUUGCAGACAAAAGUAGUAAAACAAACGAAAAGGGGGACAAAACACAAAACAAUGUAUAAGUGUACCAUAUGUUUGAAGUCUUUUCAAAAGCCAAGUCAAUUGAUGCGGCAUAUUAGAGUGCAUACUGGUGAAAAACCUUUCAAGUGUACAGACUGCGGUCGUGCAUUCACGCAAAAGAGUUCGCUGCAAAUUCAUACGUGGCAACACAAUGGUAUUCGACCUCAUGCUUGUGAGUUUUGCAACGCCAAGUUUAGUCAGAAAGGUAAUUUGAAUGCUCAUAUAAUGAGAGUUCACAAUGUCCCAGAGGGAGAACCUAUAUACGGAUGUAAUUAUUGUUCAUGCGUGUUUAAAAAACUCGGCAGUUUGAAUGGUCACAUGAAACGUAUGCAUACCGAUGUAAACGAGGAGAAUACCAUUAAUGACAAUACUCAUUCGAGUAAUACCGUGGAGUCUGAUAUACGUGCAACAGUUGAUAGCGUUAUAACACAACUGGCAUCUUUAGAAUCCGACAUUCAUCAAACUACAGAAUCGUCAAAUUUCGAACCGCGUUUAUUGUCGGAAAACGUAACGAAAAAGGAUAUUUUACAACAAGCAUUGAAAAACAGUGGUCUUCCUAGUAAAAAUAAAAUUGCUUCUGAAGAGAUAAAGAAAUUUGGAACUCGUGUUAAUUUUGUAACAUUAUUGGAUCGAGCGCCUGAUGGUGAUACGAGAAAAUAUUUGACAAUAAAACAACGAUGCGUAGGAAACGUGAGAUGGUACGCGUGUACAUUUUGUCACAAAGAAUUCAAAAAACCGUCAGAUUUGAUACGUCAUUUGCGUGUUCAUACGCAGGAAAAGCCUUUUAAGUGCACCCACUGUUAUCGUUCGUUCGCUUUGAAAUCUACUAUGAUAGCACACGAACGUACGCAUUCAAGUGUUAAACGUUACGCUUGUGGUUCCUGCGAGAAAGCAUUCGUGUGCCAUAGUAGUUUAAUUGCACAUACUAGAUCGCAUGCAAAAUCCGAAAAUUGUUCAAAUAAAACCAUUGACAAUGAUAAGGACCCUGACACAUAUGCAGUAAUUGAUGCUGACAUUUAUCCUACUGAUCAAUUGAAAAAUCAAAUAAAGGGUAAAUUAAAAUUAUCACCAGAAGUAGAAAGUUUAGUACCUCAAGUUAUCUUGCAAGAACCGUUGGUAAUUAGUGAUACAGGAAAUAAAAUUUCCGUGGUAUCUUCGGGAAAGGAAAAACGUGCUUAUGAUACGUCUACUGAUCAGGCCAGACCCCACAAAUGUUGGAUUUGUCAGGCGGCAUUUAGAAAAAUCAGUCACUUGAAGCAACAUCAUCGCCGCCACACGGGAGAACGUCCAUAUAAAUGCACAAAAUGCGAUAGGAGAUUUACAUCGAAUAGUGUUCUAAAAUCGCAUUUGCAUACUCACGAAGAUUCGAGGCCAUACGGCUGUUCUCUUUGUAAUGCGAAAUUUUCUACACAAAGCAGCAUGAAAAGACACUUGGUUACUCACAGUAAUAAAAGACCGUUCAUGUGCCCUUAUUGUCACAAGACUUUCAAAACUUACGUCAAUUGUCGGAAACACAUGAAAAUACAUAAGCAUGAAUUGGCACAACGGCAAUUGGAACAACAGAAAAUCAGAAUACAAGAACAAGCUUCAGACAAGUCAAAUAUGAAGGAAAGUUCUAAACAAGAAACGGCUCUUGAAUCGUCUUCCUCCUCUUCUGCCUCUAUCACUACUAUUAAUUCCACUAUUACCAGCAACAUCUCCAUCACUACCACUGCCACUACCAAUACCACCCCUACCACCGUCACAACUUCCUGCUCUUCUACGUUUUCAGAUAAUCUUGCACUUUCUCGUCUUGGAUCGGUUGAAUUGUCAUUUCAAUCGCAGCUCGGAUCAGAGCUUUCACAAGCUUUUCCCGAGUUUCAAAAUAUAACUGAAGGAAAGGAAAAAAUAAGACCAGUUUUAGCAACAAGUUGCGAUACUACAACGUUUAUUAAUCAAAAUGUAGCGGGAAUAGCUGUAACAAAUCUUGAAAAUUCAUCAAUAUUACAAGCUGAUGAAGCUGGUUCAGUCACGUUGCCCGUUUAUUCUGGCGAUCAAACACUUACACCGGAAAGUAUACGAGAAAUAGAAGAAACUUUGAAUCAACAGUUUUUUAAUAUCGGUAUGAAUCUUAACCUGGGAGGUAAUCACUCGAGACAUUCGAGUAGUACAAAUACGAGUGAUUUUAAUCAUAUGAAAGAACAACAGCAACCUGUAUUAAAUGUUAUAUAUGAAAAUAAUAAUAACAGUAACUGUAAUAGUAACGUAGAAUCAGCUGGAGAACAUGUAUUUUCGACACAAUUAGAUUCAUUUGAGAUGGACCAUAUUACUUUGCAAUCGGAUACUGAAAUUGACAUUGGACUAGAUACAAGAAAUUCAACUAAUAUGGCUAGUAUACUACCUAGGAAUGUAAAAGAUGAACAUCGUGUUUCUGUUUGUGUUACGACACCAGAUAGCAUAAAUAUUGAACAAUCAGAAAAGUCUGGUGUGCAAGCGGUUGUAUUUGUUUCCCAGCCAAACUUCUCCAAAAAAGAAAAUAUAACAAAUGAAUUUACUGUAGAAGAAACCCAGAAGAACAGUAUUCACAAACAAUGUAUAAUCAACCCGAUAUUCUUUACAGAAGACUUUCGGGGAACAUCGCAAGAUUUCAAGAUUCAAUCGAAUAUGCACGCUUUGUCAUCCGAUGUUCCAGAAAUCGUUAAAACCGCUACGGGCAAAAUAUCCCGUGGACAAUCUCUAUUACAGUGUCACAUGUGUAGCCAACAAGGAUUCACGACAGUUGGUUUAAAGGAACAUUUGACAAGCCAUCGCGGAACGAAGGAAUACCAGUGCACAGAGUGCUCUUCUAAAUUUUACACAAAUGGUGGAUUAAAUAGACAUUCGAAGAUUCAUGUUGUCAAGCAACCAUUUAAAUGUUUAUCGUGUGAGAAGCAGUUCAACAAUAGAAUCCAAUUGCUAUCACAUAGUAAAAUUCAUGAAACUUCAGUAUGGAAUGCUUCAGGGAUAAAUGAUAAUUCAGAUAAUUCGUCGUUUUUAUCGGAAGUGCAUCAACCACGGAUUGCAAAUGAUCAUUCACCAUUACAUAAUAUUAUGAUAGAACCCGAUUCUGCCGUUUCUGAGAAAGUUCUGUUGGAUACAGUAGCUGAAAAAGAAGUAAUGGAUCAAGUGGAAAUUUUGCUGGAAAAGAAGGAACGAAAAGAGUAUACAAACAAAUGUAAAUAUUGUCCGAAAACUUUUCGCAAACCAAGCGAUCUUAUAAGACAUGUACGCACACACACAGGAGAACGACCAUACAAGUGCGAUUAUUGCAGUAAAAGCUUUGCCGUAAAAUGUACUUUGGAUUCUCAUACAAAAGUUCAUACGGGAAAAAAGACAUUUCGCUGCCAUGUGUGCAAUAGUUUAUUUGCGACUAAAGGUAGCUUGAAAGUUCACAUGCGUUUACAUACCGGUUCAAAACCAUUCAGAUGUCCUAUAUGCGAUUCGAGAUUUCGAACAUCCGGUCAUAGAAAAGUACACUUAUUGAAACAUGCACGCGAACACAAAGAUAAUCCAAAGAGAAAACAAAAACAUUUGAAGGUUGCAGUCAUAGCUGAAGUAGCGUCUGAUCUUGAGAAAUGUGACGGAAAGGAAGAGAAAAUGAAUAAUUUUGAGCCAAAGCAGCAAAUAGCACAGGAACAGCAGCUAUCACAGGCAGUUGCAGGAUUAACCUCCCAUUUAGAGGCAUAUAGUAUUGAAACAGCUGCUUCCUGUUUAUCUGAUCAAAUUAAUUUCGACACAGAAGGUAUCGUAUCGAACAACAAUCAAACGAUUGUGUCUAUAAACGAAAACAAUCAGUUAGUUACGAAUUUGCACUUUCUUCUGACAAAUGGUCUUGUUACCAUACAAACUGAAGAAUCGUUGUUGUCACAAUCAUCUGCAUCACCAGCUAACAAUUCGCAGCAUCGGUCGGCUGGGGUUCCCGAUACUGGGUGUGCACUAACAACACCCAGCGUCGUAUCUGAUACUAACGAACAACAUGCCAAGGAUGAAAUUCAUAUAGAACAAAUGUUAAAAACGCCAACAAAUAAUUGUCUUUUAGCGAUAUCAACUGUGACACCUUCGUUGGAACGACAGCUGGAACCAUUUUCAAAGGUGACUACGGAAGAAACGUUACCAGUAGUAACCAAUAAACCGACGAUUAAAGGGAAUCCAUCGAAAAAGGAAUGCGACAUUUGUGGGAAAAUAUUUACAAAACCGUAUCAAGUCGAAAGACAUAAACGAAUUCAUACGGGUGAACGACCAUACAAGUGUGAUCUAUGUACGAAAUCAUUUGCCCAAAAGUCAACUCUACAGAUGCAUCAAAAACAUCACACUGGCGAUCGACCCUACGCUUGUUCGUACUGUGAAUAUUCUUUUACGCAAAAAGGCAAUCUUCGAACACAUGUUAAACGCGUACAUCAACUGGAUACUGUUGACAUCAGGAAAUGGAAACGUAACCGUCAAUCCUUCCUACCCAAAACAUCUCUUCAGGAAAACACGAUCGAAGCUAAGAGUCUAAAUUUAGACAACAUAUCGUUCGUAGAGCUGCUUAAAUAGUAAUAUGCAUCUGGUACAAAAACUAUCAUUUUACUUUUUAGUUAAAUUUUAUGCCUUUGACAAAAAUUGUUAACUGCGAUAGAAUGUUGAUUAAAUGAUAGAGACAAUAAUAUUUCGACAUUCUUAUUUACGUUAAUAUUUAAUGUGUUAAAUAAUUAUUCGAUGCUAUCUCGCAAAUAAAUAUAAUCUGUCGUCGCAUCCAAUGUAUAAAAUGUUCGCCGAUUUAUAUGAAAGCAAAAAUAAAUUUUUAACGUGUAA
Molecule: messenger RNA, 6446 nt
Organism: Bombus pascuorum
Lineage: Eukaryota; Metazoa; Arthropoda; Insecta; Hymenoptera; Apidae
Product: zinc finger protein 91-like
Exons: 24
Coding region: 627-6188 (1853 amino acids)
Source: RefSeq, a predicted model, not a curated record